Molecule: messenger RNA, 351 nt
Organism: Lycium ferocissimum
Lineage: Eukaryota; Viridiplantae; Streptophyta; Magnoliopsida; Solanales; Solanaceae
Product: patellin-1-like
Exons: 3
Coding region: 1-351 (116 amino acids)
Molecular function (GO): lipid binding
Source: RefSeq, a predicted model, not a curated record
AUGAACGUUAAAGUUGCUUCAGAAAAAGAAUUAGCUAAAUUCAAACAGUUAAUUCAAGAAGAUCUUAACAAACACGAAUUAACUUCCCCCACCUCCGUCGCGCUGGAGGAGCCACCGGCCACGGUGGCGGAGGCACCAAAAAUGGACACGUCACCACCACCACCAGAAGAAGAAGUAUCUAUAUGGGGAAUACCCCUUUUAUCAGAUGAGAGAAGUGAUGUAAUUCUUCUCAAGUUUCUAGGAGCAAGAGAUUUCAACGUGAAAGAAGCAUUCACUAUGUUAAACAGUAUUGUGGCGUGGAGAAAAGAAUCACGGCAUGAGUUGGCAGAGCAAAGUAAUAACAAUGGUUAG